ACCAAAAUUAAAAUGUCGGCAAAUUCAUCGGGAGGGAGGGAUAGAGUAAUUGUUAACCUAACUUUCCUUCUCCUUCUCCAAUGAAAGUGUUCGAGUCAUAACCAAAACCUUCUUCCAAAGUCCAAACCAAUUCUUUCACACUAAUUUACAGAAUGUAUGAAGAUCUUAAGAAGACCAUCAAAUUUACAAACAUAUUCUGUCACCAACUUAAGAAUAUCUCCAAUUCAGCUUGCUAUAAACAACUUUUACAACAACCCACAAGCUCUCAACAAUGGCGAUUAUGGCCACCUUCUCCAAUUUUGCUCAAACAAUCGUCUCAUACUUCAUGGGAAACAACUUCAUGCUCGUAUUAUCCUCUUCAACUUUACCCUAGAUAACUUCCUUGCUUCAAAACUCAUCAACUUCUACACCAAAAUUGGCCUUCCUUGUAAUGCACGUAAGGUAUUCGAUGAAAUUCCUCAAAAGAAUACUUGGGUAUAUAAUGCUAUGUUGUUAGCUUACUCGUGUCAUAAUAAACUGUUGGAAACAUUGGAAUUGUUCUCUUGUUUUGUUAGAGACUCAAAUGAAUCAAUAAAGCCUGAUAAUUUUACGUUAACUUGUGUUUUGAAGGCGUUAUCAAGUUUGUAUUUUGAUGCAAACUUGCCUAGGGAGAUUCAUUGCUAUGCAUUGAGACAUAGGUUUGAUUCAGAUUUGUUUGUUGUUAAUCCUUUGAUUACAUUUUAUGCAAGGUGUGAUGAAAUGGGUAUGGCUAGAAAAGUUUUUGAUUUGAUCAAGGGAAGAGAUAUCGUGUCAUGGAAUUCUAUGAUUGCAGGGUAUUCUCAUGGAGGGUAUUAUGAGGAGUGUUUGAAGCUUUAUAAUAUGUUGUUGGAGGCCAAGAAUUUGCGGCCGGAUGGGGUAACAUUGGCGAGUGUUCUUCAGGCUUGUGCACAAAAGAGGGAUCUUGUACAAGGGAUUGAUUUACACAAGUUUAUUAUACAGAAAAAUAUCAAAAUGGAUGUCUUGGUUUGUAAUUCAUUAAUAGCAUUGUAUGCUAAAUGUGGUAGCUUGGAUUAUGCUAGGGAGUUAUUUGCAAAGAUGGAUGAGAAAGAUGAGGUGACUUAUGGUUGUUUGAUUAAUGGCUAUUUGGUUCAUGGUUAUGUGGAGCAAGCAAUGGAGCUUUUUAGGGGGAUGGAAAAACAGAGUUUGAGUGCUUGGAAUGGGCUGAUUUCGGGUUUGGAACAAAACAAUUUUCGUGAGCUUUCUAUGGAUUUGGUGAAGGAAAUGCAGGAUUCGGGUUUCAGACCGAAUUCAGUGACAGUUGCAACUGUUCUUUCAGCAUUAUCCCACUUAUGCAAUCCAAAAGGAAACAAAGAAGUGCAUGCUUAUGCUAUAAGAAAUGAUCUCGAUUUCAACAUAUAUGUACAAACUGGCUUGAUUGAUGUGUAUGGAAAAACCGGGUAUCUUAGGAGUGCAAGGCGUGUAUUUGAUCGAUCAAGGUAUAGGAGCGUAAUGAUUUGGACAGCAAUAAUUUCAGCUCAUGCAACUAACGGAGAAGCUGAUCGUGCCCUUGAUCUUUUCAAUGACAUGUUGGAUCAUGGGACUCGACCAGAUGAUGUUACCUUCACUGCCGUAUUGACUGCUUGCGCUUAUUUAGGUAAUACGGACAAGGCUUGGGAGAUACUAGAGGAUAUGAAUGAUAGAUAUGGCAUACAGCCUUUACCAGAGCAUUAUGCUUGCAUUGGUAGGGUUUUGAAUCUAACAGGAAACGAAUCUGAAGCUGCGAAAUUCUUGUGUUUCGCGCAAGCUUCUUAGCGCAAUAAACCCAAAAUACAUGUUGGUUCAGCUCAGGGAACUUGGUGUGAUUCUAGGUUUGGGCAGCUAGGAAGACUCGCUCGUCAAGAAACUAAAACGUUACUGUCGUCUAUAAGCUGUCUAGGUCGCACGCACUUUCAACCGUUCGCUACAAAACGUUCGAAACAGGAUAGUUUACAUGAAGACGAUGUUAAAACAAUGGUAUGUUCACCUUAUGAUCAAUAUGGAGUUAUGGAGUAGUUGGAUUCAGAUUAUGAUAGGUCAGUUGAAAAUGUAGCUUUGAUUUCCUUAUUGAACAUAGAACAAUUGGUGUAUAUG
Amaranthus tricolor (Joseph's coat) is the source of this 2109-nucleotide messenger RNA. Its product is annotated as pentatricopeptide repeat-containing protein At2g37310. Gene Ontology annotation, molecular function: protein binding; RNA binding. Bases 157 to 1791 code for a protein of 544 amino acids. Lineage: Eukaryota; Viridiplantae; Streptophyta; Magnoliopsida; Caryophyllales; Amaranthaceae. The transcript has a single exon. Gene Ontology annotation, biological process: RNA modification. The record is from RefSeq and is a predicted model, not a curated record.